Molecule: messenger RNA, 2588 nt
Organism: Arachis ipaensis
Lineage: Eukaryota; Viridiplantae; Streptophyta; Magnoliopsida; Fabales; Fabaceae
Product: pyrophosphate-energized vacuolar membrane proton pump
Biological process (GO): proton transmembrane transport
Cellular component (GO): membrane
Molecular function (GO): inorganic diphosphate phosphatase activity; diphosphate hydrolysis-driven proton transmembrane transporter activity
Source: RefSeq, a predicted model, not a curated record
UAUAAAACUCGGUGGUUGAUUAUGCUAUUUUAGCUAAAGAAGUUUACAACAAAAUUUCAACUGCGGUAUUUGGAAAAUGGGGGAGUUGAGUGAGGGCCUUACACAAGUUCUGAUACCUGUGGCAGCAUUAAUUGGAAUUGGAUUUGCUUUGCUUCAAUGGUUCUUGGUCUCAAAGGUCAGAGUGUCUGCUGUUGCUGAUCACAAUGGCAGGGACAAUGGGCACAAAAGCAGCUUACUAGGAGAUGCAGAGUUGGAGAAUGGUGUCCGGGUUCCUGAAGUUACUGCUAAGUGUGCCGAAAUUCAGCAUGCCAUUUCUGUUGGUGCUACUUCGUUUCUCUUUACUGAGUAUAGGUACCUGACUAUCUUCAUGGGAGUAUUUGGUGUAAUAAUUUUUCUGUUUCUGGGCUCUGUGAAGGGCUUUAGUACCAAAAGCGAACCUUGCACCUACAAUGAAGGCAAUCUUUGUAAACCAGCACUUGCCAAUGCUGUGUUUAGCACUAUAGCUUUCUUGCUUGGUGCCAUUACCUCUGUCCUUUCUGGCUUUCUUGGGAUGAAGAUUGCUACCUAUGCCAAUGCUAGAACAACUCUUGAAGCAAGAAAGGGAAUAGGAAAGGCCUUUGUUAUUGCUUUCCGCUCUGGUGCGGUGAUGGGGUUUCUUCUUGCUGCAAAUGGCCUGUUGGUGCUAUAUGUUGCCAUCAAUUUAUUCAAACUGUAUUAUGGGGAUGACUGGGAGGGACUUUACGAGUCUAUUACUGGCUACGGGCUUGGAGGUUCAUCAAUGGCGCUCUUUGGAAGAGUUGGAGGAGGCAUAUACACCAAGGCAGCUGAUGUUGGUGCUGACCUUGUGGGAAAAGUUGAACAGAAUAUCCCUGAAGAUGAUCCACGCAACCCAGCUGUUAUUGCUGACAAUGUGGGAGACAAUGUUGGAGAUAUCGCAGGUAUGGGUUCUGACUUAUUCGGGUCCUAUGCAGAAUCAUCCUGUGCAGCUCUAUUUGUUGCAUCCAUAUCAUCUUUUGGACUGAAUCAUGACUACACAGCCAUGUCAUAUCCUCUCAUCAUAAGCUCAAUGGGAAUUGUGGUUUGCAUGAUUACAACUCUUUUUGCAACUGAUAUAUUCGAAAUAAAAUACGAGAACCAAAUAGAACCAUCCUUGAAACGUCAACUUCUUAUCUCUACUGUAUUAAUGACCGUUGGUAUUGCCAUAGUCAGCUUCUUUGCUUUGCCAUCAGAGUUCACUCUUUAUAACUUUGGCGGCAGCAAGGUUGUCAAGAACUGGCACCUUUUCUUCUGUGUUGCCAUUGGCUUGUGGGCUGGACUUGUAAUCGGGUACAUUACUGAGUAUUUCACUAGCAAUGCUUACAGUCCGGUGCAAGACGUAGCAGAUUCCUGCAGGACAGGAGCUGCAACAAAUGUUAUUUUUGGAUUGGCGCUGGGAUAUAAGUCGGUCAUAAUUCCCAUAUUUGCUAUUGCAGUUGCUAUUUAUGUAAGCUUCAGCCUUGCAGCCAUGUAUGGAAUUGCUGUUGCAGCACUUGGAAUGCUGAGUACUAUUGCCACUGGUCUUGCCAUUGAUGCGUAUGGCCCCAUCAGUGAUAAUGCUGGAGGCAUUGCGGAAAUGGCUGGAUUGAGACAUGAGAUACGAGAAAGAACAGAUGCUCUGGAUGCUGCAGGAAACACCACUGCUGCCAUAGGCAAGGGUUUUGCUAUUGGAUCAGCUGCACUUGUGUCUCUUGCAUUAUUUGGUGCUUAUGUGAGCAGGGCAGGCAUAAAAACAGUGAACGUUAUGACCCCAAAAGUAUUUAUUGGUUUGAUUGUGGGAGCAAUGCUUCCUUAUUGGUUUUCAGCGAUGACAAUGAAGAGUGUUGGGAGUGCGGCUCUCAAAAUGGUUGAAGAAGUUCGCAGGCAAUUCAAUACUAUUCCUGGUCUCCUAGAAGGAACAGGAAAACCAGAUUACGCAAAUUGUGUAAAGAUUUCUACCGAUGCCUCAUUGAGGGAGAUGAUCCCACCCGGUGCACUGGUUUUGCUUGCUCCACUUAUUGCCGGAACAUUGUUCGGAGUGGAAACACUUGCUGGGGUACUUGCUGGCUCUCUUGUUUCCGGAGUGCAGGUGGCAAUUUCAGCUUCAAACACUGGUGGGGCAUGGGAUAAUGCUAAGAAGUACAUCGAGGCUGGUAUUACCGAGCAUGCUGUGUCACUGGGGCCAAAGGGAUCAGAUGCUCACAAGGCUGCGGUUAUAGGUGACACUGUUGGAGACCCUCUCAAAGACACUUCGGGUCCCUCACUCAACAUCUUGAUAAAGUUGAUGGCAGUGGAAUCAUUGGUAUUUGCUCCAUUCUUCGCAGCUCAUGGAGGCUUAAUUUUCAAGUUAUUCUGAUUUCUCUCUUCUUGCAGUCAACUAAACCCGGUUUGUGCAUAUUUGUUCAGCAUCAUGUAGUGCAGUGGAGCUAUGAGAUUGAUAGUGUUUUGCCUUCGUUAGUACAGUAUAGUAUUACAUUAUGUAACUUUCAUUAGGCCAAUUUUAUUCCAGUAAAUCAGCAAUAAAAUUUACAUGAUGUAACUUGAGUGUCAUGAAAUUUAGAUGUCAUUGUUAA